Molecule: messenger RNA, 4403 nt
Organism: Oreochromis aureus
Lineage: Eukaryota; Metazoa; Chordata; Actinopteri; Cichliformes; Cichlidae
Gene: arhgap22a
Product: Rho GTPase activating protein 22
Exons: 8
Coding region: 686-2692 (668 amino acids)
Biological process (GO): activation of GTPase activity; signal transduction
Cellular component (GO): focal adhesion
Molecular function (GO): GTPase activator activity
Source: RefSeq, a predicted model, not a curated record
CUAAAAUUAUUUAAAUACAACCUGAAAUGAACAACAACAAUACUUACAUAUUACACAAAUUUUUAUUUAACAAAAAUUAAUCCAAAAUGCAAAAGCAGUGUAUAAAAAACUAUGUGAUUCACAUUCAAAUGGUCUUGUAAAACCACUUUUAGCGAUGAUAACUUCACGUUAUUAUUUCUUGUAUGAUUUUAUCAGUGUCUCAGAUUAUUGUCGAGGAAUUGUGUCCCACUCUUCUUUACAACUUCAUGUUCAUGGAGGUUUGUGGGCAUUCAUUUAUCCACAGCAUGCUUAAGAUCCCUCCACAGUAUUUCAUGGUUGAGGUCUCGACCUUGACUGGGACAUUUCACACCUUGAUUCUUUUCAUUUUCAACCAUUUUGUUGUAGAUUUGCUGGCGUGGUUUUGAUCGUUGCCCACUUGAAUUGCCCAGUUUCAGCUUACCUUUAUCUUUCAGACUGAUGACCUCACAUUCGACCUCAGGUCCUUUGGCUGCAAAACAAGCCCAAAUCACAAUCCACCACUGGGCUUGACAGUUUGUGCUAAAAUGCUAUGUUUGAUUUUGUCUGUCCAAAGAAGGUUUUUAACCCUCCUAAGCCAAGCUGCAAUGUUCUUUUUGGAAUUAAGACGCUUUCUAUUGGCAACUGUUUCAGACAGAUUAUUCUACUGUCAUGAACUUUAACUUUUAACAUGCUAACUGAGGCCUGUAGAGUCUUAUCUCUUAAGUUUUUUGUUUGUUUGUUUUCAGUUUCUCUGAGUAUUUCAUGGUCCGACCAUUGGGUGAAUUUACUGGGACUUCGACUUCUGGGGAAGGCUGGCAAAGGGGCUGGAGAAAAGGAUCGAACUGGUAUAAGCCAUGAAUCAUUCCUGCUGAUGGCCAGCUCCCAGAGCGACAUGGAAGAAUGGGUCAGAGCCAUACGUAGAGCUAUAUGGGCUCCACUUGGUGGAGGUGUCUUUGGGCAGCACCUAGAGGAGACAAUGUUGUAUGAAUCCCAAUGUGGCCCUCAGAGACUAGUCCCUGUGCUGGUUGAGCAGUGUGUAUGCUUCAUCCGUGAAAAUGGACUCAAGGAGGAGGGCCUUUUCAGGGCCCCCGGACAGACCAAUCAUGUUAGAGAACUGCAGGAUGCCUUUGACCGCGGUGAGAAGCCAGUGUUUGACAGUUCCACAGACGUCCACACAGUGGCAUCACUGUUAAAGCUGUACAUACGAGAGCUGCCAGAGCCUAUAAUCCCAUUCUCCAAAUACACACAGUUUCUCUCUUGUGCUCAGCUUCUUACCAAGGAUAAAGAAAUGGGUAUUACAGAGCUCGGCAAACAGGUGAAAUCACUUCCUCAGGUCAACUACAACCUCCUUGAGUACAUCUGCAAGUUUCUGGAUGAGGUGCAGUCUCACUCCAAUGAGAAUAAGAUGAGUGUUCAGAACCUGGCCACUGUGUUUGGACCUAAUAUCCUUCGGCCCAGAGUGGAGGAUCCAGUCACCAUGAUGGAGGGAAGUACGCAGGUGCAGCACCUAAUGACUGUGCUGAUUAGUGAACACUCCCGACUUUACCAACAUGAGGAGCCAGAAACAGAGAUUAAGGUUCCCAUACAGCGCCAGGAGAGCCAAAGGUGCAAGGUGGAAUGGCUUUCACAAGAAGACCCUGACCACCCACAUCCCUCAGGGACAAGCUCCAAAACGCCUAACGAAAAAGCCCAAUCUUCCACUUCUUCUACAGACAUUAAGCUAACAGCAGUGAGCCCUGUUACACUGGACAAGGGUGAGGAAGGUCAGACUGAAGGGAAGAGCAAAAGCAAGACAGAGGAAGACAUCAAGACUGAAGGAAAAGUUGGAAGCGAGGCAGCUGUUAGCCCUAGCAAACAGGCUAAAGCCUUGCCUUCCUGGAGGUCCACCUUCAAGGGCAGUGCAACCUCAGGUGGGCCAAGAGGGAAAAUAGGGGGAUCUGCAGGGGACGUGUCAGCUGCCGGGGGGAGCAACUGGUUAAUGAAUGGCCUGUCAUCCCUCCGAGCCCACAGACGUACCACCUCAUCUGGGGAGAGACUAAAAGACUCAACUCUAUCGCUAAAGGAUUCAACCCUCUCCCUUAAAGAAACUACUCUUAAAGACUCUCACAGAGACUCUGAUGAAGACUCUUCUCGAACAUCCUUGUCUCACAGAGCUCUCCACCAAUCCCACAGACUGUCUGCUUAUGACAACGUGGCCCCCUCCAGUCUAAGUCUACCUGCUGACACUUCAUCCAUCUGGACGUCUUACGAAAUUUCAUUGUCUGAACCAGAAGGGAGCGAUAAAGCAACAAAAUUAGAACCGAGUCAAGAGAGGCCCACACAGUUGAAGGACUGUGCAAAUACUUUGGAUCACAGUCCAAGCUGCAAUGAAGAUGAUGAUCUUGCAGAAACAAAUGAAGAUGCCACAAGCAAGGUGGCCCAGCUCAAGCAGGAACUGAAGAAACAGAGGACGAGCUAUGAAGCCCAUAUCCGCAAGUUGGAGGAGUCCUGUUCCAACUACCAGUCCCAGAUAAACCGCCUCGAGGAGGAGCUAGACCAGGAGAAGAAGAAGUUUCACAUGCUGGAGAUCCGACUCAGGAACUCAGAGCGGGCACAUCAAGAUGCAGAAAAUCGCAACAUUCUCCUUCAGCAAGAGAUGGAGGAAUUCUUCAAAACCCUCGGAGAUCUGACUACAGGAGCAACACGGACCAAAUAGACCAGACCAGCCUGCCUUCAUCUGGUCCAUCAGUGGAGGAGGAGCUCAGUUACUGGGACGCCCAACCAGCCCCAAAGCUUUGAAGACCAAAUACCUCUAGCGCAGUACUAAUUGCCAUCUUUUAGUACAGCUCUCUUGUGCCUACACUGACCAGUGCCGGUGCCAAACAAGAACUCCUCUGGACCAAGCACCUCUUAUUUGUCAUUCCUUGCUGUUAUACACCAUAGGUCAUUUAAUUAGCAAUUGAAAUUUCCUUGUAAGAAACCAGAAAAGGCCUUACUAAAAAUUAUGAGGUAGUGCUUACAUAGAUACGUUAUUGUUGAUGCUGAUAUUCUAGAAAGAAAUGUAAGCUUUCAGUAAAAGAAAGAAUAAUGUGAGACGUUAAAAUUCAACUCUUUUAUUUGCAGGAGUUGAAGGUUGACACUUUCCAUUUUCUGAUGUAUAUAUUUGGUCUGUUAGUGAGGCAAGUGACCUUCCCAAAAGACACCAUGAAAGGUUAACUCGUUGCUGACAGUGUUUGGCCAAUCAGAAGAAUGCGUCGUACCAGUGGUGCUGAAUGGCUCUUUUUUCCCCACAUGUACCUGCACUAAUAUCAGAUUUACUCAGAGGCAAAAUCCUGCUUAGUCUCUUCUAUUGGUUUUAUUUGUAAGGACAAUGAAGGAGGAGCAAAAAAAAAAAAUAAAAAAAUAAAAAAAUUGAAUUGUGGCCAAGAAAGGGUCAGGACAGCGUCACAUUCCCCAAAGUGCAUUUUGGGAGCUGAUGCUAGAGGUUACUGCCUGGAGUGCCCUACCAUGAAAAAAAAAGGCAAAAAAAGGACAUUUUGGGAAUUUGAGCCUCACAAAAAGUUAUCCUGGCAAAAGCAAAUGUCUGUUUCCCGACUCUCUGAAAGCAUAAAUACAGUGCAAUCUACAGUAAAAUGUACAGAUCUGUCACUAACUUUACUAAUCCAUGAACUAUACUGCACAGAAAACAAAAUGCAUAUAAAUAGUGCUUCUGGAUUAAAUGUACAUUACAUACAAUGCAUCCUAGCUUGAAAUAAACAAAUAAAUAAAUAAAUACAGAAAACAAUACAGAAAAAAAUAUAUAUUUUUUUGCAUUUCUUUCAAAAUGAUGUGUGCCAAGAUACUGUUUCUUCACAAACAUGUUUGAAUGAGUGCAUGUGUGAGGUAGAACUCAGAAAGAUGCACCACAGAAGAGAGGAGCAUCUGCGAUGGAAGAGAACUAAAAAUCAUGGGAUUGAGUAAGGGCACUUAAAUUAAAUAUCUUAAAUAUCAGAGAGCUGUAGAUAAUAUCAGACAGUAGGAUAAAGUGACUAAUUUAGACUUGGUGUCUGGUGAUGUCCCCAAAACAGCACUCAUUCUAGCCAGUAGGGUUGUUACAGCGCUCACAGUAAUCAUCGACUCAUUCUACAUUUCUACUCGCUCUCUUUUCAUCCAGCUCUUGCUCAUCCAACAGACCGUCAACUACAAAUUACAUCUAAGUAAAAGAACUAGUCAGAAUACAAUCAGUUUACAGUACGUUAUAGUAACAAAAAAAAAAUUAAACAGUGUCAGGGCAUUGACCGUUAGACUGUUUGCUAUAAAUAUGCUAACUUUGAUGCACCAAGGGGCCCUUUCUACAAGAUGAGGAACAAUAUCAAAAUAAAAUCAUCGGUUUGCAUUAAGAUCCAAGAUGAAGUGUGCUAUAGUUUACUGUUAGACAGAAUUAGUGU